CGCGUUCGCGCGCGGUCAUGUGACUGGGCUAAGAUGGCGUCGCCCGGUUCCCGGUGGCUUCUGGCUGUGUCUCUUCUGCCCUGGUGUUGCGCCGCCUGGGAGCUGGGGCAUCUGAACCCGCCUUCGCCGCCGCCGCUGGUGAUCUGGCAUGGGAUGGGAGACAGCUGUUGUAACCCCAUAAGCAUGGGUGCCAUUAAAAAGAUGGUGGAGAAGGAAAUACCUGGGAUUUACAUCCUGUCUCUAGAGAUUGGGAAGAACAUGAUGGAGGAUGUGAAGAACAGUUUCUUCAUGAAUGUCAAUUCCCAAGUAACGACAGUGUGUCAGAUUCUGGAAAAGGAUCCUAAGUUGCAGCAGGGAUACAAUGCUAUUGGCUUCUCCCAGGGAGGCCAGUUUCUGAGGGCAGUGGCCCAGAGAUGCCCAUCACCUCCCAUGAUCAACCUGGUCUCAGUUGGGGGACAACAUCAAGGUGUUUUUGGUUUCCCUCGAUGCCCAGGAGAGAGUUCGCACAUCUGUGACUUCAUCAGGAAAACCAUCAAUGCUGGUGCUUACUCCAAAACUGUUCAAGAAUGGCUGGUGCAAGCAGAGUACUGGCAUGACCCCCUCCAGGAGGAUGUGUACCGCAACCACAGCAUCUUCCUGGCAGACAUAAAUCAAGAGAGGUGUGUCAAUGAGUCCUACAAGAAGAACCUGAUGGCCCUCAAUAAGUUUGUGAUGGUGAAAUUCCUGAACGAUUCCAUCGUGGACCCUGUAGACUCUGAGUGGUUUGGAUUUUACCGAAGUGGUCAAGCUAAGGAAACCAUUCCCCUCCAGGAGAGCACUCUAUACACAGAGGACCGCCUGGGGCUAAAACAAAUGGACAAAGCAGGAAAGCUAGUGUUUCUGGCUAAGGAAGGGGACCAUCUUCAACUGACUCAAGAAUGGUUUAAUGCCCACAUCAUCCCUUUCCUUAAGUGAAGCCCUUGCACUUUGCAGUAGAGCUCAGGAAACCCCAGCUCUUUGUGCCCAACCCUGACCGCUAAUCUAGCUUGCAAGCAGUCCUCUCCUGUUAUCUAACAUGCCCCACUUGGAAGAUCUAAGAUCCCAAUCUUAUUCUUUGCCGCCUCCUAUCCCCAUAUGGUGUUGAAUUCAAGUUUAAUUAGCUAAUAAUCAUGGAGAUUGUUUUACAA
Onychomys torridus (southern grasshopper mouse) is the source of this 1166-nucleotide messenger RNA. Its product is annotated as palmitoyl-protein thioesterase 1. The coding region runs from base 34 to 954 and encodes 306 amino acids. Gene Ontology annotation, cellular component: lysosome. Lineage: Eukaryota; Metazoa; Chordata; Mammalia; Rodentia; Cricetidae. The record is from RefSeq and is a predicted model, not a curated record. Gene Ontology annotation, molecular function: palmitoyl-(protein) hydrolase activity. Gene Ontology annotation, biological process: protein depalmitoylation; receptor-mediated endocytosis; nervous system development. The transcript has 9 exons.